Chelmon rostratus (copperband butterflyfish) is the source of this 2290-nucleotide messenger RNA. RefSeq lists its product as uncharacterized. The record is from RefSeq and is a predicted model, not a curated record. NCBI's taxonomy places the organism in Eukaryota, Metazoa, Chordata, Actinopteri, Chaetodontiformes, Chaetodontidae. Bases 76 to 1638 code for a protein of 520 amino acids. The transcript is spliced from 11 exons.
CUCUUAUGGCCGUUCACAGUAAUAUCCAGAAAUAUCCAGCGGUGGACUCGUUCCUCACACAUUCCGCAGGAGAAGAUGUCCUCCUCUGUCCUACUCACGGCCCUGUUUACCCUUCCUCUUACUGUGGGUUGGGUCGUACUGGGUGAAAGAGAAGAAGUCCAGCAAGUUUGUGCAGGGAAGGAGUUUCGUCUGCCGGUGUACUCGACCAGCAGGAUUGUAACUUUUACACCAGACUCUAAGGGGCCGAGACGUGUCCUGCUGGACAAAACCACUGUGAAGGACGACCGCUUCGAGUGGACCAGGGAUAAGAUGUUAGUUGUGAAGGAAGUGACCCAUGAUGAUCAGGGACUUUAUGCCAUCAAACUGUCAUCUGGAUUCACGUACGAGACCGUUCAUUUGACUGUUUCAGAAUGCAUCAGGUCCUACCACAGAAACUACGGGGAGAACUUUGAGCACAGCAUCCCUGAAAAUGGCUCCCUGCUGGAGUUUACUCCCAGGGGUGCUCCAUCUGAGGCUAUGCCAGUCGUCCUGUGGAACCGGACGGACCCCGAGACCAGCAAUGUGGGCCGGGGGCGGCUGCUGCGGGCUGGGAGGGUCUGGGUGGCCGAGAGAGUGACGCAGGCGGACCAAGGCAACUACACCGUGAGAGAUGGCAGGGGGAAGGUCAUGUCCCGCAGCACCCUCACUGUCCGUGGGCACUCGUUCAAUGUCACCCGCUUCACCAAAGAGUCUCUAAACCUGCCCCUCUUUCUUCCUAUCCCUCAUACCCAUCUCAUUUUUACCCCCACCCGAUACCCUGAUGAGUCCUCCCUGGGCCCUUUUGACCCAAAACCCCCCCGUGGCCCCGUGCAGCUUAUCCGCGAGGGCCAGAUAACAGACCUCGACAUGCGAUACAGGGGCCUCAUCUCUGUGGGCAGGAAUGGCACCAUCAAUGAGGUCGUCAUAGCGAGGCUGACCUCAAGGCACGAUGGGGUGUAUGAAAUCAGAGAUGGGGAUGGAAACUUGGUGUCCUCCACCAUGUUGCAGGUGAUAGAAAAGGGAGGCAGAUGGCGAGCACUUCUCAAGUCUAUCACAGUCCCUUCUGGGAUGUUUUUAUCACUGGCUGGUUUCAUCCUGUUCUUGAAGCAGUACCCGAGCUGCAGCCUCAGGCAGAUCAUCACUGGCCUCAGAGCGAACCGCGCACCACCAGCCAACCCUCCGAGGGUCAACAUCCAGGACUACAGCCAGCGCAGCCCUCAGCCCUCAGGCUUCUACCCUAGCUCUCAGCAGCCUGGAACACCAAGAAAAUGGACCCCAAGAGCCAGUCCCGCUCACACUGGUUACAGUCCGGUGAUGGUUGCAACUCCGAGAGCUCAGAACCAGGAAGCAAACAGAUUAACAGCUGGGAGCUCCCCUAGCCAUAAUCCAACUACUGAGCGGGACACAUCUAAUGAGGAAGAGAAGAGGAUUACCUUUUCGGUACCCGGGGCCUCAGACUGCCUCCACUCCUCUGAGGACUGUGUUCAAUUCCAGAUCAAGAAAGAGGGAAACAAAGAAAGGGGGAAGACAUCACAAGACUGCUUUUCCACACUGCCUCUAGACACGGACACCUCUGAAUCCGGCAGUGUUUACACCUCGGAGAAACUGAACUUCUUAUAAAACAGAGAAUUGGAGCUGACAUGAGGGAAGAAGAAGCGUAAGGCAUGGAGAGUAUAAGAAGAAAGACCUAACCUGUGCCUUUUGCAUCUUAGCUUAGUUUUAAUGGUUUCGGUAUCAAUAUUGCAUGUCAUUUUUUCAUGUGAUUUUUCUGAAGUGUGAGUUGAAUAUUAGCCUUCCCGUCUCAUUUUACAUAUUUCUCGACACUGCUGAUGCUGCUCCUGAAAAUCUCCUGCUGUUAACUACCUCCAGACCCUCAGGACCAACAUGAUCUGCACUUGAUUUGCUGAGUGGUGGUAUGUGUAUGAUAGUGAGAGUAAUGUGGUCUCUAGGGCCGCAUAGAAAUUAGAAAUGUGAUACAAAAGGUUGCAAAAAGGUAGUGCAUUAGUAGAGUACAAUAAUAGAGUUGACGUCUUCUUGCCCAUCCAUCAUGUUAACCAUUCCUGACUGCAGCAACAUUUAAUUAUCAUGUUAAAUGUCUGUUCUGCAGUUCAUUGAUGUUUGCAGUGAUAUAGUGUAUUUGCCCUUUAGGUGACUUAAGUAAUAGCUAUGUGUAUAUAACAUGUUUCACCAAAUAUUGCAAUAGCCAAUUAAUCUGUGAACUUCAUGCACAGGAUAAUAUCACCAAAUCUUUCUAUUGACAAAAGAGGCUUGA